Doryrhamphus excisus (bluestripe pipefish) is the source of this 2114-nucleotide messenger RNA. NCBI's taxonomy places the organism in Eukaryota, Metazoa, Chordata, Actinopteri, Syngnathiformes, Syngnathidae. The record is from RefSeq and is a predicted model, not a curated record.
AGAAAACACGAGCACCGGUUGUGUGCAUCUUUGACGUGUCUGAUGAUGAUAAAGAAUACGACGAGGAGAUAUUAAAUUUGCUAUCAUCUCCACCACAGUCCAAUUCUUCUUCCCUUUGUUCUAUUUAGCAUCCUUUGUAGUUUCUAUCUGUCUUCCCUUCAUCCUCUCAUCCUCUCGGAUGCUACCUCCCCUUCUCUCUCCCUCCCACUCUCCUCUCAAUGACUGCCUGAGUCAGCUGGCUUCACCAGUGAGUGAAUGCUGCUACUGGAGGUGCCGUAUCCUGCAGAGAACCUUGUGUGUGUGUGUGUUGUGUGUGUAGCUGAGUGGACGCAGAUGGGAAAGCUACUGAGUCAGAAAGGCUGACUCUCAUCACGAUCCUUCACUCCUCUGCUGCUAUGGAGAUCCGGCAGGCUGAAUCACAGCAGCGUCUGCACAAAGGGCUGAGCAGGUAGGCUUGUGUAUGCGGAGAUAGCAUGGACGAUGUGUGCAAGAGAUGGUGGUCAUCUGGAUGUCGGGCUGUUGUGUUUCUUCAGACACUGGCCUUUUCCUACGCAGGCGCUAUCGAACCCGGCCCCAAAAUUGACGGAUACCAUCGAGCGGCGGUAACAUUAAGAGAAAACAUGACACACAAAUUCCGCUGUCAAUCAGACGGCUGGGAUCGGCAGGCCCCACCCCUGCUGACCUGGUACCUGAACGGGGAGCAGCAGAGGGCGCUCCGUCCGAAAGGCGCCCCCGUGACGACGUCCCAUAAAGACUCUGCGGUGAGGAGAUCAGGAGCCAGUCAGAGCAACAGCUCGUUCUCCUUGCGGGCCAGGAAGUGGGACAGAGAGUUGGUGUGCGUGGCGUCGGACCCCGAGUCUGGAGAGAGCUACAACGCCACGGUCACACUCAAUGUCCAGUUUCAGCCCAAGAUCCUCAGGAUCAGCGCACACUACAGCGAAACCUCAGACCCCAGCCUUAUCUUAGUCCUCUUUGCUCUGGUUCAGUCCAACCCGCCUGCCACCUUCGCCUUCGUGGACCAGUCGGGUCAGCUCGUGGCCAAUACUUCGGACAUCCUCCUCCUCGACUCACGUAGCUACCCCUACCUGACCAAUCACACGCUGAAAGUCACACUCGGCAGCCUAUCAGGGAAUAUCUCGCUGAACGCCAGCAACAGCGUCGGCGCGGCGCAAAGCAACCUCACCCUGGCAGAGUUCCUGCAGUCUCGUGUGGAGGUGCCGAUGCUGGGAAUCGUUACUGGGGGGGCCAUGGCCUUCAUGGCCCUUCUCAUCCUCAGCCUGAUCGUCCUCUGCCUCAUGCAAAAAACUAAGAACAAGUCCAUCGAUGAUACAGUGGAGAUCGUGAUGACCAAGAAAAGUGACUCCACCAAUCUAAAAGCAGUGACUCCUUACAUCCCAAGAGAGAACAUGUCGCUGCCCUCCAACAUGCAGCUCCACGACCUCAGCACUUUGAAAAAAGCACGAGAGACUAGCCAGCUAAACGGUGGUGGACAGAAGAAGAAAGAAGAGGAGGAUGAAGACCUGUCUUUAGCAUACGCAGCCAGAGGGUUUGCAAGAUAUCCAAUGGUGGGAUACAUCUACAAGGUGAACAGCACAAGCAGUGAGGAGAUCUGGCUCUGAGUGACCUCAAACACAAAUGCUAUAUAUGCUAUAUAUGCUAUAUAUGCUAUAUAUGCUAUAUGUGCAUGCAUAACAAAUUCAACUGCAAAAAAAACUGCAAAAGGAUUCCCUGUUUCUGCAAGUCAAACAGUUUUUUUUGGUGUGUUUCCAACAUGAAAUCGUGGGUGUGAUGUCUCAACAAAGCGUGUGUGAACACCUAAACACCUAAACUACUAUUUAGUACUAUUACAUAUUAUUUUAUUAUUUAGUACUAUUUAGUACUAUUACCCAGUACAUGCUAUAAGUUUUGACACCAAGUGUAACCAUGCUGAUAGUCUUAUCUUCCAUGUUGUUGUUACUGGAACUCAUUCAUCGUCCAAUCAUACUGCAGAAUGGAAUAUGGAGUUGAAGCAAAGUACGUAUGUAUUUAUAUAUGCACAUGCAACAUGUCACGUAAUGUAUAUUUGUUUGCAUAUGUACAUGUGUAUACUAUGUAGUAUUGAAUAAAGAUGACAA